AUGGUGGGGUGGUCCUCCUGCGUGCUGCUUCUCCUCACCCACGCAGCGCAAACCGAGUGUUACAAGCUCCACCCCCACCAGAGCCUGAGCUCAAGCAAGGCCUCCCUGGGGGAGAGCCAAACGGAGAGGCACGAAAUAAAGUCAAAAGCGUUGAAAAAGUUAUUCGAGCGAAAGAUAAUCCACUACGUUAGUGAUGUGAAAGCUGUAGAUGCGAUGUUGCAUUCUAACGAGACGGAACCGAAGAGGGAAAAGAGGAAAGCAGUCUACCUAGGAAUUGACGUAAACUGUAAGUACCUUCACUUGGGGAACCUCGUGCAGCUAAUCACACUAGACAUUUUGCGCAACCAUAAGACGGACGUAGUGGUGUUGCUAGGCGGGAGCACCACGAUGAUUGGAGACCCCUCCUUUCAACAGGCAGAUCGGAAGAGGCCCUUCCACGAGGAGAUCCGCGAGAAUGAGGAGAGCAUACGAAGUACCAUUGUGAGGCUGCUUCUCCGGGGGGGUACACCAAACAUGAGCACUUCCCCAUUAGGGGAUUUUUCAAUCGAUGAGCCAAACAAAGGGUCUCUCACCAUCGUAAACAAUAGAGAAUGGUACGAUCAAAUGGAUCUCGUAGACUUCCUAACGCACGGGCAGCAUUUCUCCCUCCACAGAAUUUUAAAAAAAGAUUGUUUCAAGGCCAAAUUGAAAGGCAACAAUUUAACGCUGAAGGAUUUGAAUUACCUAAUUUUGCAAUCCUACGAUUUUGUGCAUUUAUAUAAAAGGUACAGGUGCUGCAUUCAGAUCGGGGGGUCGGACCAAUGGGGGAACAUCCAGUCGGGCAUAGAGCUCUGCCAGCACCUGUGUAAUGAGCAGUUAUAUGGGUUGACCACCAAUUUGCUGCUCCAUAGGAACGACACCAAAUAUAGCAAAUCUCUGUUUGAGCAGAAUAGGAAAAUGCCCAUUUGGAUAGACAGGGACUACACCCCCCCCUUUCUCUUUUGGAACUUUCUACGCAAUGUCGAUGACCAGCAGGUGGAUUCCUACCUUUGCAUGCUCACCGGGUUGGAGGUCCAAGGGGGGGACCCCCCGAGUGAGCCCACUCCAUCCCCCUCAGAGGGAGCAGAAGCUACGGGCGAUGCCCACAUCAACAGGAAGAAGGAAAAACUGGCCGACGCCGUCACCGCAUUCAUUUACGGCGAAGAAACCGUGCGGACCAUUCACACGCUGAGUAGGCUUCUAAAGGAGGACCGCUUCGCAGUGGUUGACCGGGUCGACCAGCUGAAGGUGUUCCCCUUCAUCCUAAUCCGCAGGAGCGACUUACACAACAAGCAAAUUAGCAUUGUGCAUAUUCUGCGGAGGUUCCAUGUGGCAGCAACUAAUAAAGAGGCCAAGGAGAAGUUGGCUCAGCGGUGCAUUUACCUCAACAGAAGGCUCGUGGAGGACGCCAAGUACCGCUUAAGCUUGGCCUCCUCCUUUGUGAGGGCCAAGGACGGGAGCUACUACGCCGUUCUGGGCCUGGGCCGGAAGACCUACUACUCGGUGAUCGUGCAGUGA
Messenger RNA from Plasmodium vivax (malaria parasite P. vivax), 1536 nucleotides. RefSeq names its product tyrosine-tRNA ligase, putative. The coding region runs from base 1 to 1536 and encodes 511 amino acids. The record is from RefSeq and is a predicted model, not a curated record. Gene Ontology annotation, cellular component: mitochondrion; cytosol. The transcript has a single exon. Gene Ontology annotation, molecular function: tyrosine-tRNA ligase activity; RNA binding; ATP binding. Gene Ontology annotation, biological process: tyrosyl-tRNA aminoacylation. NCBI's taxonomy places the organism in Eukaryota, Apicomplexa, Aconoidasida, Haemosporida, Plasmodiidae.